AUGGUAUCCGUCGGCCGCGACACAGAGUACGGCGUACACGACACGUUCCGACAGGGGUUCCGCAGCGUGCGCAGCGAGAUUGUGCCGCAGCAUCCGUUGGAGAAUAUUGCUAAGAAUUGGAAGGAAACCCACGACCAGCUCCAAAUGACAACACACCGCCAAACCUUCGGUCUGCACGCCCCGCUGCGUUUGCAGAUGGAGAAGGCUAUUGUCAGCCAGAUCCGAAGGAUACCAGUCCUCCCCACGCGCAACCUCGGUCUGGACAUCCUAGAAGGUCGGGACUCGACUAUCGAUUAUGAGGAUUUCUUGGGUGACCCGUCGAUGCCGACUGCGUUGAUGGACCCUCAUGUGGCGAUGGAGCAUGCUUUGGGGAUGGGGUCUGUUUGA
Molecule: messenger RNA, 387 nt
Organism: Fimicolochytrium jonesii
Lineage: Eukaryota; Fungi; Chytridiomycota; Chytridiomycetes; Spizellomycetales; Powellomycetaceae
Product: proteasome maturation factor UMP1
Exons: 5
Coding region: 1-387 (128 amino acids)
Biological process (GO): proteasome assembly
Cellular component (GO): cytoplasm; nucleus
Source: RefSeq, a predicted model, not a curated record